CCAUGGCCUUCGCCUGAGGCUGAGAGAGUGUGACUUCUUGCCCAGGGUCGUGGCUGAGUGGGGAAUCCAAGAACCCUGGCCUCCAGAGUUGUAGUCCAACCACUACGUCAUGCUGGUUCUGAAAACCAACAGCUUGGUGCCCUCAGAAUAAUUACUUUUGCCAGGUUGGGAAGAGGGCAUUGCCCCCCCCCCCCGGGAAGGGCUCCUCCUGAACCCCAUUGGGAGAGAGACCUUGAAAAUGGUUGGUACCUAGGACUCCUCUCCUAUUUGCAUUGCAAACUUUACCCUUGGAUGCCUAAACUGUAUUUCUAAACAUUCAGCCUUUCUGCAAUGUGAGAAAUAUUGAGGAUGGAUGGGAAAUGUCAUUGAGGAGCAGAAUUCUUAUUUGGAGGGCACUGCCCUCAUUUUGGGGUCUCUGCUUUGCCUUCCUGACCCCCCCCCCCCUGUUUUGUCUUCUUUCCUGCUAGGGAAUGAGGUGCAUCCCCACUUGUGGAUGUGGGUCAAUCCCAACGAAGUCUGCCCCAUCCCUGGCUGGGUCUCUCCUGUGGACCCACCUGGUGGCCUUUCAGCCCCUUCCUCCGGCCUGGCAGCUGCCCAGGAAGAGCUACCACACUUAUCUGCUGCUGGCCAAGUAGAGAAGGUUAUCCAGGGAGAGGGCCCCUCUGGAGCAGACUCUGGGGUUCCUGAGAGGGCAAGUGGCCCCCAGGAGCCCAGCCCUAAACCCCCGAAGCCAAAGGCCCUUUGGUCCCGCAGCCGGCGGCUGAAGCGGGUGCAAGGGGGCUGGCCCCGUCCCCCUCUGAACUACUGCAUCCUCAUCAGCCUGGCCCUCAGCAGCAGCGUGGAUAGCAGCCUGACUGUCCAGGAGAUCUACCAGUUCACCAGGCAGCACUUCCCCUUCUUCCGGACGGCUCCCGAGGGCUGGAAGAACACAGUCAGGCACAACCUCUGCUUCAGCAACAGCUUUCAGAAGACCACAGACUUCGUCUGCCUCGAAGGGAACCGCAAGUCCCGCCUCUGGAAGCUGACCACCGAAGGGCGCCGCAAGUUCCAGGAGGAGACGCAGGCGCUGCCCAAGGACACCAUGGGCCUGGUGCACCAGAGCAUGGACAAGCCGGAACUCAUGAAGUCUCUCUUUGGGCUCUGAUCCUGGCGGAUGCUGACUCCAGAUGAACCCCUCUUCCAAGAUCCGGAUGCCUUUCCCGGCGUCAAUGGGAGUCCGACUCCUCAGGGCUGGCAAAAGAGAUGCAUGGCUUAGCCUUCCUUCUUUGGAGAUGUCCAAUAGUUGAGGGAAAGCCCCACAAAUCUGAAGCCGCUGGAGGCGUGUGGCGGUUUGCCCGUCUCCACAAUCCGUUGGCUAUGGCUGGUUUGUUUUGUUUAUUUUGGACUUUUUAAAGGCUACGGAUGGGAAUCCUGCAGACUAGAUGACACGACUGGAGCUACUACAACUCCCAGCAUCGCUCACCUUUGGCUGUGCUGGAUAGUUCAGCUUCUGGGAGCUGCAAUCCCAGAAAGAGCCCCUUGGGGCUGUUUGUGGGGCCUGCAGGACAGGACUCCAGAAUCCUCUGCAUUUUGGGGGCGUUACGUCUCAGACCACCCCUCACGAACACAAAGCCAGAAAGCAGGGCUGCAUUAAGGUUGGGGUUAUCUUUUUUGUAGAGGUUUAAAAGUGUUUUGAAGAGAAAGAGAGAGAAAAGGGGCAAGGACCAAUGUGUGUCUCCUGGAGCUCUCUCUCAUUCCUCUGCCUUUUGUUGUUUUGCUUCUUUUCCUGAAAUGUGGAGGAAAAGUGUCCUGCAAAAUAAACA
Molecule: messenger RNA, 1802 nt
Organism: Sceloporus undulatus (fence lizard)
Lineage: Eukaryota; Metazoa; Chordata; Lepidosauria; Squamata; Phrynosomatidae
Gene: FOXR1
Product: forkhead box R1
Exons: 4
Coding region: 353-1144 (263 amino acids)
Biological process (GO): regulation of DNA-templated transcription
Cellular component (GO): nucleus
Molecular function (GO): DNA-binding transcription factor activity; sequence-specific double-stranded DNA binding
Source: RefSeq, a predicted model, not a curated record